Dalotia coriaria is the source of this 654-nucleotide messenger RNA. Its product is annotated as cuticle protein 19-like. Lineage: Eukaryota; Metazoa; Arthropoda; Insecta; Coleoptera; Staphylinidae. Gene Ontology annotation, cellular component: extracellular matrix. The record is from RefSeq and is a predicted model, not a curated record. Bases 79 to 531 code for a protein of 150 amino acids. The transcript has 3 exons.
AGUGUGUUCAUCGUUUGAACAACAGUCAACUAGAAAUCACAAAUUUUGAUACCUCAGGGUUAACAUAGUUGGAUUAACAUGUUCAGCAAGAUUGUCUUUUUGAGCGCCGUUUUGGCCGUGACAGUUGCCGGAGCCCUUCCCGUUUAUGAUUCGCAUCAUUACGAACAUGAUCUGCAUCAUUACGAGCCUCAUUUGAUCGAAAAUCAUCAUGAUCAUCACGAACACCAUGAUGUACAUGAUUAUUACGCUCAUCCAAAAUACCAAUUCAAAUAUGGCGUUGAAGAUUACCACACUGGUGACCAUAAAUCUCACCAUGAGGAACGCGAUGGCGGCGUAGUCAAAGGAGAAUAUUCCGUUGUUGAACCCGAUGGCACCAUCCGCACAGUGCAUUACACCGCCGAUGACCAUAAUGGUUUCAACGCUGUUGUCACCAAAUCCGGUCACGCUGUACACCCUGAAGUGGUCAAGGAAGUCCCAGUCUACCAUCAUGAAGUCCCCGAGUACCACCAUGACCAUCAUCAUCAUUAUUAAAUUACUAGAAUGAUUAUUAUAGACAUCAAGAGAUAAUUAUUGAGUAAUUUAUUCGUGGAUUGUACAUAAUAUAAAAAAUAAAUGCAUUUGUGUCAAAAAUAAAAUAUAUAAUCUUAAAAUCUG